AUGUAAUCUAAAUAAUCAGAAACUAGAUAGAGCUGGUCCUAUCAAGAAGACAAACUUUUAUUAGAACUUAUUAAACUUCAUGGCUGUACAUCUUGGAAUCAUAUUGCACGUGAACUUCAAUCUUUAGGGAAAAACCCCUUAAAAGUUCGUUCUUCUGCUGCUUGCAGAGAACGAUACUAGAAUAUUCUUAACCCCGAUUUGAAUAAAAGUAAUUGGACUUAGGAAGAGGAAGAAAACUUAUUCAAUCUUUAACUAUCUUGUGGUAAUAGCUGGGCUAGAAUUGCAGCAUAAAUGCCUGGUCGUUCUGAUUUGUUAUGCAAAAAUUAUUUUUAUGCCACUCUGAGGAAAGUCUUACGUAGACUCAGUAAGGCAGUUGGUUUGGAUUAAUCAUCGGAUUUAUUAAAAUAAAUUAAACCUAGUGUCCUUGGAGUAAUUUACAGCAGAGAUAAUUCUUUUAAAAGAUUCAAUAUAGAUGAGAAAAUGAAAACAGAAUUUUAAUAACUUAUCAAGCAAUACAGGUACAAAGAAAAAGAAGAACUCAAAUAGCUCUAAGAAAGCGAUGUCGUCUAUAUAAAAUCUAUGCUGAACCAAUUAUUUGUCAUGAACAAUAAUUACAUGACUCAGAUGAAGAAUUAUUCUUCAAGGAAGAAUUCUUAGUAAGAUGUCUUUGUUGCUGAAAACAACAGCAAAUUAACCAUCCCUAAUAAUGUAACUGUACAAAAUUAAAAAAUUUCUAAACUGGAAUCCAAACUUCUAAACGCAAAAAACCUUAAAUUAGAUUCUUAGUAUGAAUUCGAUCAACCUAAAACUAAUGUGUAGAAUGUCUAAUAAGAGAACUAAUCUAUAUAAGUUUAUUAAAAUCUAAAUCAAAAUCAUUCUGAAUUCAGUUCAAUCAAUCAAUUUUAAGUAAAAAUCAUUAGUAUUCAGGGAUCAUUUUGUGCUCCAUAACCUGUUUUUAUAUUCUGCAUCUAACAAAACCUUAUAAGCUAGCCUAUGUAAUCCAUUUAACCAUAUUACAUACCUUAAUACCUGACUUAUCCUUAACCUCAUCCUAUGAUCAAAUAAGAGUUCUUACAGAUGAUGUGA
Paramecium tetraurelia is the source of this 1086-nucleotide messenger RNA. RefSeq lists its product as uncharacterized. Gene Ontology annotation, biological process: regulation of DNA-templated transcription. Gene Ontology annotation, molecular function: DNA-binding transcription factor activity, RNA polymerase II-specific; RNA polymerase II cis-regulatory region sequence-specific DNA binding. Lineage: Eukaryota; Ciliophora; Oligohymenophorea; Peniculida; Parameciidae. The record is from RefSeq and is a predicted model, not a curated record. Gene Ontology annotation, cellular component: nucleus. The transcript has 4 exons.